This is a messenger RNA of Selaginella moellendorffii, 2090 nucleotides long. Its product is annotated as phosphoglucan phosphatase DSP4, chloroplastic. Gene Ontology annotation, cellular component: chloroplast. The transcript has 14 exons. Gene Ontology annotation, biological process: starch catabolic process; protein dephosphorylation. Gene Ontology annotation, molecular function: starch binding; carbohydrate phosphatase activity; protein tyrosine/serine/threonine phosphatase activity. The record is from RefSeq and is a predicted model, not a curated record. The coding region runs from base 20 to 1333 and encodes 437 amino acids. NCBI's taxonomy places the organism in Eukaryota, Viridiplantae, Streptophyta, Lycopodiopsida, Selaginellales, Selaginellaceae.
AUUCUAUUGAUUCGUUGGAAUGCCUCUCGUUGGCAUUUGCAGUGCUAAGUAUUGGCACUUUACACAAGCACUCCAAAUUCAAACAUUAUGUUUGAAGGCAAAUGUAGCCCUAGGCCUAGAAAUUUUAUUUGUCACGUGGCAUCUCGUGUUCGUUGUGGAAAAUCACGCUAUGGCGGCGGAGGCGCUGUGCCCUCGCCUGGCGUUUCUUCAAAUCCAGCGCCGGGCGCUCUCCGAUCAAAGGCGCUUGGAUCGAUCCAGAAUCAGGUUAACACGAAGGGGUGGAAGAAUGUGGACUCUCUGUAAGCGCGCUUCGAUUUCUGCCCAGCGAUUCGUGGUGUCCGCCUCUCAUUCUUCCGAGGAAGAAGGAAAGGAGGAAACCUCGAAGAAAGCUGAUGAUUAUAGUGCAGUGUUCCAGAAGAUAACACAGUCUGACUUGACUUAUAGGCAUGAGCUGGGGAUGAAUUACAAUCGUGUUCUCCCGAAUCUCAUCGUUGGUUCCUGCUUACAGAAUCCUGCAGAUGUCGAUCGCCUAAAGAAAGACGAGAAUGUUACCACGGUGUGCAACCUCCAGCAAGAUCCUGAUAUGGCGUACUUCAACGUCGACAUCUCUGAAAUCCGUGAUCAUGCGAAGGAAGUUGGCGAUUUUAAUCAUCUUCGACUGCCAAUUCGGGACAUGGAUGGCUUUGCUCUUAGAAUGCGGCUCCCGAGUGUCAUUGCUAGCUUGUAUCAGGAGCUCAAAGACCGCGAAGGAACACUCUAUGUCCAUUGCACAGCUGGAUUGGGAAGAGCUCCUGCUGUUGCUCUUGGCUACAUGUUUUGGGUACUCGGCUACGAUUUGCAUGAAGCGUACCUUCUACUCCAGUCGAAGCGGAAGUGUGUGCCAAGCAUGGAGAACAUACGUGCAGCGACUUGUGAUCUGGUACUGAAAUCUGUCGAUCAGCUCACAGGAAUGACCAGAAGUCCCAUUGGAUUGCUCUACAGGAGAGGUACCUGCGAGCAUGUUGAAGUUGCUGGUCUAGACAUUGGCUGGCAUUCUCGCCUGCCAUUCAAUUUCAUAUCGAGAGAUGGUCACUGGACGUUAGAACACGAACUUCCUGUUGGAAGAUACGAGUACAAGUAUGUGAUUGAUAAAGAGCGAUGGACUUACAAUCCUCACGCUCCUAUAACGAACCCAGACAGAAAAGGCAACUACAACAACUACAUUGAGGUUGUAGACUCCGAUCCCGAGAACUGGGAACUCCGGCAAUAUUGGAGGAAAGAAGACGCGAAGCUGACCGACGAGCAGCGGAGCGUGAUCCUGGAGAAGCUCGAAGCCAUGGGAAGCGAGCUCUGAUACCACUAAACUCCGGCUAUUUGUAUGAAGAGACUCCAAGGCUGGACGCACAUCUGGGUGGAUUGGUGUUGUUGGCCUCUUUGCUCCACUUGCUUCCAUAGUUCCCAAGGCUGGAUUUGCUUCUCGAGGUAGAGCCGCCGCUCUUUCUAGCUCUUGGAGCAACUGAAGAGACAGAACAGGAUCAACCCAACCCAACGAAGAAGAAGAUCAAGAUCUCUACAAGAUCACGAAGGAGAGAACCUGCAACAUCGUCAAUCCUGGGAUCCGUGACGGAAGUCUUGGCGUGUCCGAACCAAGGCGGUGGAUCCGACUUCAUGGCGUGAGACGGCGGAUGGAUCUUCAAGGGGGCCGUGAUAUCGGUGUGGGGGACCGCGUAGAAAGGAUUCACGUCCUCCUUGGGCACCGAAGGCACCGGCUUGGCGAAAACUAUCCUGGUGAGCGAGCACAUCCUCCGGUGGUGGCACGGUGGUGGCACGUCCUUGAGCUGUGGGCUCUGGGAGUGACUGGGGACCGCUCGAUCCAGGCACUUGGUGAUGUUGGUAACCAGGCCAUGGUAGCUCUGCUGGUACCGCCGGUUGAGGGCGUCUUGCUUCCUCGAGGUUCUUCGUCUCGCGGGUGCUGGAUCGAAGGGGAUUGGCGGGCGACCAGCCUUGCGAUUGAGAGGCGGUAGCUUUGGAGCCGGCAUUGGCCCCUGCCGUUAAGCCGCGCUCUUGUAACUGUAAGGUUUUCACGUGACAGGGAAUAUGCUACUAGGAUC